This is a messenger RNA of Apis cerana (Asiatic honeybee), 1402 nucleotides long. It is a transcript of the gene Bka, whose product is annotated as FCF1 rRNA-processing protein Bka. NCBI's taxonomy places the organism in Eukaryota, Metazoa, Arthropoda, Insecta, Hymenoptera, Apidae. The record is from RefSeq and is a predicted model, not a curated record. Gene Ontology annotation, cellular component: small-subunit processome.
AUAUAUAUAUUAUUGUUGGUAAUACCAUAAAAGAUCUUCACGUGAUUUGCAUUUUGAAUUAAAAAAUUUAUAAUUUCAAUAUAUCUAUUAAAAGUUGUGAAUAUAAUAGAAUAUUAUAUAAUACUAUAUAAUAGAACAUUAAGCAAAAAUGGGAAAGAAUCAAAGAACACGAAGAGUUGUUAUGCAGAAAUUUGCUCAAAUGAAAAAAAUGAUAAGCUUAAGGGAUUCAAGAAUAAAACCUGAGCAUCGUAUACCACCAAAAAAAAUUAAGAAAGAAGAUCCUACUCAAUUGAAGAUAACAGAAGCGCCUCAACAAUCCUCUGCAUUAUUUUUUCAAUAUAACACACAAUUAGGACCACCAUAUCAUAUUUUGGUAGAUACAAAUUUUAUAAAUUUCUCAAUUAAAAACAAAUUAGAUAUUAUAGAAAAUAUGAUGGAAUGUCUUUAUGCAAAAUGUAUUCCAUAUAUAACAGAUUGUGUGAUAGGUGAAAUGGAAAAACUAGGUCAAAAAUAUAGAAUAGCUUUAAGGAUUAUGAAAGAUCCUAGAUUUGAAAGAUUGAAUUGCAUGCACAAAGGUACUUAUGCAGAUGAUUGUAUUAUUAAUAGAGUGACUCAACACAAAUGUUACAUUGUUGCAACUAAUGAUAAAGAUCUAAAGAAGAGAAUACGAAAAAUACCAGGUGUACCUAUAAUGUAUGUUUCUCAACAUAGGUACACUAUAGAAAGAAUGCCAGAUGCAUAUGGAGCACCUAGAAAAUAAUGUUCUUAGUAUUAAAAUUUUUUAUUGUACAGGCAUAUAUAUAAUAAAAUAUGGAUUUUAUAAACAAUUUUUAAUGAAAGUAACAUGAAUUUUUGAUGAAAUGAUGAUAAAAAAAAAAAAGAGAAUGAAGAAAAAAGAUUUUAUUUUCUUUUUUUUUUUUUUUAAAGAUUUCUUGAUUUUAGCAACCGACAAUCGAUAUGGUUUGUACAAUUGUUUAACAACUGAAAAUAAACAGAGGAGAAUGUGUUAUAGUUAUUGUUCGGUGAAACAAUGAAGCUGUUGCGUGUAACGCCCACGUAGCAUACCGCAACUCGAAUUUUACUGUUUUGCGAAUGAUGUUGUCCCGUAUAUGGUAACAAUGCGAAAUAAUGUUAGAUAAGUGGGCGCAAAAAGCUAUUUCGAAUGAAGAACGAUUAUCGGUGAAUUUAUUAUGGUUGUUCCUUGCAAAAGAAGUUUGCAACUAUUUUUUUCAUAGUCAAGAUAUCACAAUUUGGUAAAGAUCACAUUGGCAAUCUAUAUAAAGAGUGAUCAAAUUUCUAAUGAAUUUCUAAUGAAAUUAUAUUUUUCUUGAUAAAUUGUUAUUUAUUGUAUAAUUGUGGAUAUACUAAUAAGAUUUAUAAAAAUACAUUGUAUUACUAUAUA